Messenger RNA from Harpia harpyja (harpy eagle), 1249 nucleotides. RefSeq names its product myogenin (gene MYOG). NCBI's taxonomy places the organism in Eukaryota, Metazoa, Chordata, Aves, Accipitriformes, Accipitridae. Gene Ontology annotation, biological process: positive regulation of transcription by RNA polymerase II; positive regulation of myoblast differentiation; muscle organ development. Gene Ontology annotation, molecular function: DNA-binding transcription factor activity, RNA polymerase II-specific; RNA polymerase II cis-regulatory region sequence-specific DNA binding; protein dimerization activity. The transcript has 3 exons. The record is from RefSeq and is a predicted model, not a curated record. Bases 33 to 716 code for a protein of 227 amino acids.
CGUGCACACAUCCCUGAGCCACCCGCGCACCCAUGGAACUCUUCGAGACCAACCCUUAUUUUUUCCCGGACCAGAGGUUUUACGAUGGGGAAAAUUUCCUGGGCUCCCGCUUGCAGGGCUAUGAGCCGGCGGCGUUCCCGGAGCGGCCCGAGGUGGCCCUGUGUCCCGAGGGCAGGGUGGCUUUGGAGGAGAAGGACUCAGCCCUGCCUGAGCAUUGUCCCGGGCAAUGCCUGCCCUGGGCCUGCAAGGUUUGCAAGCGGAAGACGGUCUCCAUUGACCGGCGGCGGGCAGCCACCCUGCGGGAGAAACGCAGGUUGAAGAAGGUGAACGAAGCCUUCGAGGCGUUGAAACGCAGCACCCUGCUCAACCCCAACCAGCGGCUGCCCAAGGUGGAAAUCCUGCGCAGCGCCAUCCAGUACAUCGAGCGCCUGCAGAGCUUGCUCAGCACCCUCAACCAGCAGGAGCGGGAGCAGAGGGACCUGCGCUUCUGCCCCGCCGCUCCCCAGCCUGGGGCAGCCAGCGAGUGCGGGUCCGGCAGCUCAUCCUGCAGCCCUGAGUGGAGCAGCCAGCUGGAGUUCGGCACCAACCCCGCGGAUCACCUCCUGGCUGACGACGCAACGGAGGACCGCAACCUCCACUCGCUCUCCUCCAUCGUGGAGAGCAUUGCUGUGGAGGACGUGGCCGUGACGUUCCAGGAGGAGCGGGUUCAAAACUGAGCCAGUGCAAACCCCCACGGCUCUUUGAGCUGGUAACAGGGUGGGAAUAAGAUGCCAGAAGGGUCCAGCCGCUGAAAAUCAUAUUUACCCCUCCGGCGUCGUGGACUGCACCGUUGGAAUCACUCGCCUCCUUUCCCACUCCUCACGAAAUGCUCCCGCUCGGCCAGCUGAAAAAAAAAAGGGGGGGAGAGGUGGGAUGUCGGCAGCACUGCGGCCCCAUGCUGGCGGCGGCCCUGGUUCCCACAAGGGCGGCUGCCCGGCGUCGGGCUCUGCUUCGCUCCCCAUCCAGGGGCGAUCGGUUUUUGGGGGCCAAUGUGUGUGCUGGGUUCGCUUGCUGAUUUCUUUCCAAGAUGCUCUUCGACCAAUGUCUCUCUCUGGCUGGUGUCCUGCGGGCGCUGAGCCCCGCAGAGGCUGCCCGUGCCGUCUUUUCUACUGAACGCUGUGUGGAGUUGCCAUUUGUGGUUUUUUUUUUAAUUAUUAUUUUUGCUAACUUAUUUGGAUUUUUUUUUUAAAUAAAGGCAUUCUUGUUUGAA